AUGAUAAUACUUAAGGUUAUCCUUAUUGGAUUUGCGUGCCUUUCAAAUGUCUACGCCUAUCACGAUCCGGACCUUAACUACCAUUUGAGCCAAGUGCAAACUAUUCAAGAUUGUGGUGAUGCUGGGUACUCGUAUCCCACUCCAGCCGUGCAGCUUACUACUAAUGUGCAGCCGACCGAAGCCCCAAGACUUAUACAACCAGCUGUGCAGGCUCCAUUAAACAAAUACACCAUUAACAAAGGAUAUACACAGUUCUUUGAGCCGGCAGUACAGCAAUUGUCAUACCAAUCACAGCCGAGCUAUAGGGGAGCCCAAAGUUUCGAAUCCUAUAGCCUAGCGCAGGGAGAGCAGCAUGGAUAUGCGACGUCUCAAGGCUUAUCAGCAGCGUCGCAAACUAGAACCGUGACUCCUUUAGCGACAUAUGCACAAGCACCAAUCAUCGCUAAAAUAACUGCAGCACCUUUGCACGCCAGGUUUUCAGUGGCACCAGCUAAAACAUACUUGCCCCAAAACAUUUUCACUCAAGAUGUCUCAACGGGCUCUCUGGCGAAGGCAUCACUUAACUCUUAUAAUUUUGAAUCAUCUGGACCCGUCGUAUCCCAAGUAAUUGCUCCUGCCAGUGUGCGCUAUGCGACUGCUCCAACUUUACGAGUCCAGAGCAACCCUACAGUUUAUACGUCAGCGUCUAAUCAAUACAACCAGGAAUCAUUUGCGACAACCUAUAACCAAUAUAGUCAAGCAAGUAAUGCCGCAAGAGUGAGUUCAGUGUAUAACGCACCAGCUCAAUAUUCAGUAAGUCAAGUAUCACCAGUAAACCAGUAUGUGGCGCCUGCUGUCCAGUAUACUGCACCACCAGUAGUUCAGUACACACGGCCAGUUGUUACACAAUAUUCAGCGCCAGUCAUAACCCAACAUGUCACACCAGUGAAACAGUAUUCUCCGCCAGUGGUGGUCCAAAGUGCUCAGAACUACUAUUCAAGGCCAGUGCUAACGCAACGUGUGGCUCCUGUGGCAGCCGUCUCUCCUGUAAGAGUUCUAUCCACCGCCCAACAUGCUAAGAACGUACAUACGGAAUUUCUGGAAAACUAUGACGCCCAUCCUCGUUACGCUUUCGAGUAUGGAGUGAACGACCCCCACACUGGUGAUAUCAAGCAACAGAAAGAAGAAAGAGACGGAGAUGUUGUUAAAGGUCAAUACUCACUGGUGGAACCGGACGGUUCUGUUCGGACUGUCAACUAUGUAGCUGAUUGGGAAACCGGGUUUCAUGCUGAUGUCCACAACAGUAAAGACGACAAGCAUUAA
Molecule: messenger RNA, 1302 nt
Organism: Pieris macdunnoughi
Lineage: Eukaryota; Metazoa; Arthropoda; Insecta; Lepidoptera; Pieridae
Source: the annotation of a GenBank genome assembly